AUGAAAAGCUGGACCACUGGACUUGAUGAACUAGUACAAUGUGGAUAUUGGCCUGCUACCAUCAACCACCAGACCAUCUUCCAUGUAGACCUGUUCCAGUCUUUCCAGGAUCUGAAGCAGCUGGCUCCUGGGCUUUCUCGUCAAGCAUUUAUUGGAAUGCUUGAUGAAAGAACAAAGUAUUUUGGCAGAACCGGAAAAAUAUGUGGUGACACAUUCCAGCGGUCAUUUCUGGAGUGGUGCUACGCGCAGCAUGAGGUGGACAAACUGUUGGAAGUUGAGCCCUUCCGGUGUACAGCAGGUUCACCACAAAUGCAUGCUGUAUCAGUGGAUGGAAAUAGAAAAUUAUACCGAUUUAAGAAUGCAUCAGGAAGUGCCACAAAGGGACUUUUUGAUGGCACCUUCCUGGCCAGAGAUGAGGAGGUGUCAAGUUUUGUUGCUCAAAUCCAGCAGGCAACCAAACAUACUCCUGGGAAAGGAAUGUGCGGAUCAUCACAAUGGACAGCUGCAAAAGAGCAUUCUGGGAAAUCUGCCUCAAAAAUUGAUGAGGAGGGGCUGGAAAUCGCUGUGUGCCGGCAUGGGGUGCUUUUGAGAGCACUGAAUAUGUUCAGAGGGGAGAUUUAUGCUUACCCUCUGUAUCUGCAGAAGGAACUGUCCCCCUCAAAUGUUUCCUUUUUCUGUUCAGAUGUGGCAUGCAAGUAUUAUCCGUAUUUGGAAAAGGUCUCCAAUAAGUGCUCUGAACUGCAGGGACUAUUGGAGAUGCAUCCACUUCUUUCAGUGAUGCAUGCCAAAGCACACUCCUGGACAUGUGAGUUGAAAUGGGGUGGACGCAAUCAAGAAGGCGCUGGCAAUACCAUUGGUGAGGAAGUGGAGCAGGUAAAUAGCUUCCUGUCCAGGGCUGCUAUCUCCACAAAAUACAUGUCUAAAGGUGGAAGAACAGACAUGCUCACAGUUCUGGCAAUGGGGUGGAACAAAAAGAAAAUGAGUAACAUGGACAAAAUAUUGGCCCAAAGAUAUGCUAAGGCCGUCCAGAGAGUGGCAGAUGAUAAGCUUAAGCUGGAGGAGCUCAAAGCUGAGUUAAGAAUUGAUGAUGCUGUUAUCCAACACUGGCCUGAAGCAAAUUCUAGUUUGGAGGGUGAAGCCUCAAGGGAGGUCAUUCUGAAGAAGAAAAUUGAAGGAUUGUACCUUAGUGUCAUGCAGAGGAAACAUCACCUUUACCGUCAGACAGACAGCAACAAGAGACGACAUAAGUUGCGCCAGAAAAUUGCAGAGGAAAAGGCAGCUUUAUCUUCUGCUAUUGAAGAGCUACGUGAACAGACGGACAUCAUUCUGCCUGCUGUUGAUGAGCUUCUCUUGACUGAAAAUUUUGUGUGGUCCUGGACUUAUCUUGGACCCACUGAUCUCAGAACAAAGAAGGCCAUCUUUGACCAGGUGAUGGUGAUCAGGAGAAUGCAAGAGGAGGAGCAAAUUGUAGUUCAGGAGAUGAGGAGGCACUUGAACUCCCUCAUAGGUGUUGCUGGGAGUCUAAAAACCUUACUGCUGGACCAAAGCAAUGGCGCACACUGUGGAUAUCACAGCAUGUUGAGGAGGAGAUUGAGUGUUGUGAAUGCCCAAGUACAUCACACAAAAGCAUCAUUCAGCUUGGCUCUUCAUGGAGAAAUGACAUCCCAAGAUAUGCUGUCUGAGGACAGGGAGGAACAAGUGUCAGAUGUGGAGGACACAUCUGAUGAUGACAAUGACAUUGAUUCUUCAUAAGUACAUUGAGAUUAUUAAAUACCCAUGUCUAGUUCUUUGGGCUUCAAAACAGCUUAUGGUGCAUGAUGUGGUGCAUUAUCACCACAUCAUUUACAGGUAGUUCUCGACUUACGUCCAUUCGACUUUACGACCGUUUUAUGAAAGGUGAGCUACGAAUUUAAGAAUUAAGAAUUUAACUUAUAAUUCGUGCUUAGUUCUUUUUCUCAAAUGAAAAGCGAAUCAACAGCCGAAUUCCAACCGAGACUUGCCUAAAUAGUAGCGGCCGUUGGCGUAGUGCACUACUUAGGCUUGCUUUCUAGUGUUGUAGUACGCGGUUUGAGAUUCAGCUAAAGAGCGCACAAUGGAAGAGAAGAGUAUUUUGAUUGACACUGGAAAAAAACAAUCACGAUCGGCACUCGGAAUAACAAGGGGUUGACCGUCAUCCC
Pygocentrus nattereri (red-bellied piranha) is the source of this 2177-nucleotide messenger RNA. RefSeq lists its product as uncharacterized. The transcript has 12 exons. NCBI's taxonomy places the organism in Eukaryota, Metazoa, Chordata, Actinopteri, Characiformes, Serrasalmidae. The coding region runs from base 1 to 1752 and encodes 583 amino acids. The record is from RefSeq and is a predicted model, not a curated record.